Molecule: messenger RNA, 165 nt
Organism: Scutellospora calospora
Lineage: Eukaryota; Fungi; Glomeromycota; Glomeromycetes; Diversisporales; Gigasporaceae
Source: the annotation of a GenBank genome assembly
AUGCCAAAACCUGAACAACCAUGCAUUGAUGAAGUCAAUGUAGAUGCUGAAAUUUGCUCAGAUAGUGAUAAAGCAAGCUUUGAUAAAAGCAAUAAUCGAAACAAGGAGUUACCCCAAUCUGAUCUUGCCACUGCCCAUGAUGAAGCUGAAGUAUUGAACUACUAG